Molecule: messenger RNA, 1116 nt
Organism: Pistacia vera
Lineage: Eukaryota; Viridiplantae; Streptophyta; Magnoliopsida; Sapindales; Anacardiaceae
Exons: 1
Coding region: 1-1116 (371 amino acids)
Biological process (GO): regulation of DNA-templated transcription; chloroplast organization
Cellular component (GO): chloroplast
Molecular function (GO): double-stranded DNA binding
Source: RefSeq, a predicted model, not a curated record
AUGUGUGGUUAUCUGUAUAGAAGGCUUGUAAAUGCGCAAGUUUUACCUAAUAUUUGCAGGUGUGUCGUGCAAAAUUUAGGCACUAAUCCUCUGGAUUUGUGUUUGAGUUUGUUGCCCACUAUCAUUAGAUCAUUCUCCACCAAAAUCGAACAAGUUAGAAAGGAUUACUUAUUUACUGUGUCAUACCUCAUAAACUCAUGUGGGUUGUCCCCAGAAAUAGCAGAAUCUGUCUCCAAAAGAAUCAAGCUUCAAUCUGCUGAAAAACCAGAUUCGGUCCUGAAAGUUCUAAGAAACAGUGGAUUUACGACUGUCCAUAUAACCAAAAUUGUUAGAAUGCGCCCUAUUUUACUUUUAGCCAAUCCUGAGAGGUCAAUUUUGCCUAAAUUUGAGUUUUUCAAAUCUUUGGGGAUCACAGCUGCUGAGCUUGCGAGUGUUUGCUCUUUAACUCCUGCUAUAUUGGGUCACAGUUUGGAGAACCUACUCAUUCCUAACUUUAAAUUCCUCAAAAGUGUGACACUCUCUGAUGCUAAUAUUAUUAAAUCGUUUAGAAACGAUUCAUGGCUCUUUACAUUUGAUUUGGCAAAGAAUGUGUCUCCAAAACUUGCAGUCCUGAAAGAACUUGGAAUGUCGGAGUCGUUUUUUGCACUUAUUUUAACAUGUUAUGCGCCUAUAGUCCUCCAAAAACGUGAGAAGUUCGACAAAAAUGUCAAGAAGGUUAUUGAAAUGGGUUUUGAUCCUCGGAAAUGUGGGUUCAUCCAUGCAAUGAAGGUGUUUGUCUCAAUGACUGAAUCAACUUUGGAACAAAAAUUUGACCUUUUCAAGGGGUGGGGGUGGUCUAAUGAGGACAUUAAGUUGGUGUUCAAAAAAUGCCCCAUUUGUAUGAAUGCCUCUGAAAGCAAAAUAAUGAAUGGAAUGGAUUUUCUUGUGAACAAGACGGGUUGGCAGUCCACAUAUAUGGCCUUGUUUCCAAACGUUUUCCUUAUGAGUUUAGAACAGAGGGUAAUUCCAAGGUGUUUGGUAAUUAAAGUUCUGCAAUCGAAGGGAUUGGUGAAGAAAAUUUUGAGCCUAUGUGCAUGUGUAAAACCUGUUGAGAAGGUAUUUUGGAUAGGUUUGUGA